Molecule: messenger RNA, 5408 nt
Organism: Petromyzon marinus (sea lamprey)
Lineage: Eukaryota; Metazoa; Chordata; Hyperoartia; Petromyzontiformes; Petromyzontidae
Product: NEDD4-like E3 ubiquitin-protein ligase WWP1
Biological process (GO): proteasome-mediated ubiquitin-dependent protein catabolic process; protein ubiquitination
Cellular component (GO): cytoplasm
Molecular function (GO): protein binding; ubiquitin protein ligase activity
Source: RefSeq, a predicted model, not a curated record
CCACCCCCCUCCCGGUCAGGGCCUGGUCAAGUGUAAAGAAGUCUAGGGGGCCUUUAACUUGUCGCAAUACAAUCUUUUGGUGACGGCGCGCGCGUGUCUUAAAAGGAUUUUGGGGUUUUUUUUUGUCAAUGUUUUUAUUCUAAAUAUAAAUAUAUAGACGUACGUUUCAUACGUGUACGUACCAUUAUUAUUGUGCUGGUCUCAAUUAUCGGGACGUCUUAGCCUUCGUAGAGGAUAGCGGCGGCGGCGGCGGCGAUGCUGAUGAAGUCCCGGCUGGAGUUUGCGGCUCAAGGGCCCUGGGAUCCACAUCGAUGACUUGGGGUUGAUGGGACAGGCUGGGAGACCGUCAAUUAUUUGAUCGUCGUCGUCGUCGUUAUCGUCGUAGUUAGUUAUUCGUCACGAAUCACCAUUGUCAUCAAUCGUCGUCAGUGGCGGCUGCUGCUGCUGCUGCAUUGUCUCGCUAGCUCCGGGAGCCGCUGUCCCAUGCAAUGGCUGCUCCGAGACCCUCGUCACGCUAUGAAGCGACGCCCGGCUUCGGAAAGUCCCAGCUGCAGGUCACCGUGGUGAGCGCCCGGCUGCGGGAGGUCAAGAAGUCGCUGCUGGGGUCCCGUCCGUACGUCGAGCUGGUGGUCGAUGGUCAGCCGGAGUCGUCCAAGAAGACGGACAAAGUGAACAGCGUCACCCACCCACGCUGGGAUGAGCACUUCACCGUGCUCGUGACGCCGCACAGCAAAGUGGAGCUCAGGGUGUGGAACCACCACGCGCUGCGAUCGGACACGCUCGUCGGCAAGACCAUCGUGGAAAUCUACGAGGCGCUCAAGAGCAACGAGGGGAAACUGGAGAACGUGACCUUGAAGCAGACGCUGCGCGGAGACGUCAAGGGUCGCGUGGGCGGCGAGUGCGGCGACCUGGAGAUCUGCCUCGACGGGAUGAUCGUCAGCCUCGACGCGCUGCCCAACGGACGCCUCGUGCCCAACAAGCCGAUGCAGAAUGGGGAGCUUGCGAGAGCGGACAUCGGCGCCGGCGGUGGCGGUACGUCAGCGUCUUCCGAAACGCCGGGCGACUCCACCGUGCCGGCCACCUCCCCGCCGUCGUCGCCAACCUCGUCCAGCGCUGCCAGGACCAGGCCGUGGUCGCAGCUGGACGCUUCGGCCACGAGUGGCGGCGGAGGAGCAGCGGACGAAGCGGUCGCGCCGUCGACACCCGGCGCCACGGGCCUGGCCACAACCUCCACCGCCGCGGCCUCCCCCUCCACGCUCGCAAACAAACUCAGGAAGCCUCCUCCUCCUCGGCCGACGAGCAUCCCGUGCAAUGUUAACGGCGACGCCGCGUCUCCGCCGUCUUCGUCGUCCACCUCCUCCGCGCAAGCCGCAGCUUCGUCGGCGACGGAUGCGCAGCAAGCGGGAACGCCCCCCGGCGCGCCGGUGGCGUCUGCGGCAUCGGUGGCGGCUGCUGUCUCGGCGGGCGCCGUCUCGGGGCCGCCGGCCUCUCCCCCGACGCUCGCCGCCGACCAGCAGGGGCCGGCGCCGGCGCCGGCGCCUUCGCCGGCGCUGCCGCUUCAGCCGCCGCCGCACACCGCCGGCUCCUCGUCGGAUGCAGACGGCGCCCCGAACUCGGAGGCCGGGCCGCCACCGCCGCCGCCGCCAAUACAGGCCGACGGCUGCCCCGUGGGAGAGAUGCAGAGUCCCGAAGUUUGCCAAGGCCCUCUGCCGGCCAACUGGGAGCAGAGGACAGACCCUCACGGGAGGACGUAUUACGUGGACCACAACACCCGCACCACCACGUGGGAGAGGCCGCAACCACUGCCGCUCGGGUGGGAGCGGCGCGUGGACCCGCGGGGGCGCGUGUACUACGUGGACCACAACACGCGCACCACCACGUGGCAGCGUCCCACCAUGGAGUCGGUGCGCAACUUCGAGCAGUGGCAGAUCCAGCGCAACCAGCUGCAGGGAGCCAUGCAGCAGUUCAACCAGCGCUACCUCUACCAGACCGCCACUGCUGCGGCUGAGAAUGACCCCCUGGGUGCCCUGCCUGGAGGCUGGGAGAAGAGGGUGGAGCAGAACGGCAGAGUCUACUUCGUCAACCACAACACGCGCACCACGCAGUGGGAGGACCCUCGGACACAGGGGAUCGUGAACGAGGAGCCGCUGCCCGAGGGUUGGGAGAUGCGCUACACAAAUGAGGGCGUCCGCUACUUUGUGGACCACAACACGCGCACCACCACCUUCCAGGACCCCCGGCCUGGCGCCAAGGCUUCCGGGACCAAGGGCGCCUAUGGGGUGCCCAUCGCUUACGAGCGCAGCUUCCGGUGGAAGUUGGGCCAGUUUCGCUACCUGUGCCAGAGCAACGCUUUACCCGGGCACGUGAAGAUCAGCGUGACGAGACAGACGCUCUUCGAAGACUCCUUCCAGCAGAUCAUGGCCAUGAAGCCCUACGACCUGCGGAGGAGGCUCUACAUCAUCUUCCGCGGGGAGGAAGGCCUGGACUACGGAGGACUUGCCAGGGAGUGGUUCUUCCUGCUGUCGCACGAGGUGCUCAACCCCAUGUACUGCCUGUUUGAGUACGCGGGCAAGAACAACUACUGCCUGCAGAUCAACCCGGCCUCCAGCAUCAACCCCGACCACCUCGCCUACUUCCGCUUCAUCGGCCGCUUCAUCGCCAUGGCCCUGUACCACGGGCGCUUCAUCGACACAGGCUUCAGUCUGCCCUUCUACAAGCGCAUGCUGAGCAAGAAGCUCACCAUCAAGGACCUGGAGUCCAUCGACACGGAGUUCUACAACUCCCUCAUCUGGGUCCGUGACAACAACAUCGAGGAGUGCGGGCUGGAGAUGUUCUUUGCGGUUGACAUGGAGAUCCUGGGAGAGAUCAAGUCACAUGACCUGAAGCCCGAAGGCAGCGAGGUCCAGGUCACGGAGGAGAACAAGGAAGAGUACAUCAGGCUGAUGUCAGAGUGGCGGUUUUCGCGAGGAGUGGAGGAGCAGACCAAGGGUUUCCUCGACGGCUUUAACGAGGUGGUGCCUCUGCAGUGGUUGCAGUACUUCGACGAGAAAGAGCUGGAGCUGAUGCUGUGCGGCAUGCAGGAGAUCGACCUCACCGACUGGCAGCGCAGCACCAUCUACAGGCACUACAACCGCAACAGCAAGCAGAUCGUGUGGUUCUGGCAGGUGGUGCGGGAAAUGGACAACGAGAAGAGGACCCGGCUGCUCCAAUUCGUGACGGGCACGUGCCGCCUUCCCGUCGGAGGCUUCAACGAACUCAUGGGGAGCAACGGAGCGCAGAAGUUCUGCAUCGAGAAAGUCGGCAAAGACACUUGGCUGCCUCGAAGCCACACCUGCUUCAACCGCCUGGACCUCCCGCCGUACAAAAGCUUCGAGCAGCUCAAGGAGAAGCUGCUCUACGCCAUCGAGGAGACGGAGGGCUUCGGGCAGGAAUGACCCGACCGCUCACGCACGCAGACUGGCCCGCCACAGCCCGUGGCGCCCACCACCAUUGCGCCGUGGGGCCUGCUCUGAUCCGUGAGCGGCCGACCCAAGCGGGCGACCACAACCCGCUCGUCCUGUCCCGUCUUGCCCGUGCCGGCUGUGAACGGGCACGUGGGGGGGGGCAGUAGCCGACGGAGCGUCGCGACGUUUCUCCGUCUGCUCGCUGCGCGGGAGGGCGUGGGGGCGGGGAGAGGCCGUCGCAAGGCCCAGGCUCGGGGGCAUCGCGACGACGAGGACAACAGUAGCACUGCCACCACCUUCAUCACCUUAGCUGCCACCAUCCCUACCACCACCUCAAUCAUCAGCACCACCGCCACUGCCGACACGACCACUGCCGACACUUCUCCUGUCACUUCCAUCACCACCAGUGUCGUCAUCACUACCAUCACCACCAGUGUCGUCAUCACUACCAUCACCACCAGUGUCAUCACUACCAUCACCACCAGUGUCGACAUCACUACCAUCACCACCAGUGUCGUCAUCACUACCAUCACCACCGCCAUCACGACCACCAUCGCCGCCGCCGCUGCUGCCGUCGUCGCCACCGCCACCGCUUGAAAUGGAGACAGGAGAGGCUUCAUUGCAAGUUAAAGUCAGGGCCCGAUUUAUCAUUUAAUCUUUUUUUUUUAAACGCCGGUCGAGCAGAGUGGGGAGCAACACGACUGGCAGGAGGCCACGGCCGCAGCGCGGGAGACAGUACGGGGGGUGGGGGGGGGGGGGGAUGCGUGCCAGGUGCGUGAAAAGAUUUCACCUGUUGAGGUGCGUCCGGAGCAGGAGCUAAUUCGCACGGGACGUGGUCUCUAACCCGGGGAUACGUCUCGCUCGUGUCGAGGAAAUAAACCGUGGAACCCAGCAGCAAGGCAGGGCUCAAGGGAGGCGCGGCGGGGAUGGGGAACGAUGGCGAUGUAAUCACGGGUGCCCGAUCGUAGAUUGCCGCAGCCUCUCUGGCUUGUAGCGCACGCCAAGGUCGGGCUGGAGGCUUAUGAAAUACGUCACGGGGUCAUAGCGCUAUCGCUGUGUACCACCCCGUCACGGCGUCAUACCCCCAUCACUCUACACAACUCCAUCACGGGAUCAUACCCCAAUCACUCGACACAACCCCAUCACGGCGUCAUACCCUUAUCACUCUAUGCAACCUCGUCACGGCGUCAUACCCCUAUCACUCUACGCAACCUCGUCACGGCGUCAUACCCCCAUCACUCAACACAACCCCGUCAUGGCGUUAUACCCCCAUCACUCUACACAACCCUGUCACGGCGUCAUACCCCCAUCACUCUACACAACUCCGUCACGGCGUCAUACCCCCAUCACUCUACACAACUCCGUCACGGCGUCAUACCCCCAUCACUCUACACAACUCCGUCACGGCGUCAUACCCCCAUCACUCUACACAACUCCGUCACGGCGUCAUACCCCCAUCACUCUACACAACUCCGUCACGGCGUCAUACCCCCAUCACUCUACACAACUCCGUCACGGCGUCAUACCCCCAUCACUCUACACAACUCCGUCACGGCGUCAUACCCCCAUCACUCUACACAACUCCGUCACGGCGUCAUACCCCAUCACUCUACACAACUCCGUCACGGCGUCAUACCCCCAUCACUCUACACAACUCCGUCACGGCGUCAUACCCCCAUCACUCUACACAACUCCGUCACGGCGUCAUACCCCCAUCACUCUACACAACUCCGUCACGGCGUCAUACCCCCAUCACUCUACACAACUCCGUCACGGCGUCAUACCCCAUCACUCUACACAACUCCGUCACGGCGUCAUACCCCCAUCACUCUACACAACCCCGUCACGGCGUCAUACCCCCAUCACUCUACACAACUCCGUCACGGCGUCAUACCCCCAUCACUCUACACAACUCCGUCACGGCGUCAUACCCCCAUCACUCUACACAACCCCGUCACGGCGUCA